Ambispora leptoticha is the source of this 2844-nucleotide messenger RNA. Lineage: Eukaryota; Fungi; Glomeromycota; Glomeromycetes; Archaeosporales; Ambisporaceae. The record is from the annotation of a GenBank genome assembly.
AUGCCUCAAGUAGGCACGGUAAAACAACAAGACUUUAAAACUUGUGACCAAAGUUCUUUUUGUCGUCGAAAUCGUGCUUAUGCGGAUCGAGCUUCUGCCGACCCUAACUUUGUCUCACCUUACAUGGUGAAAGAGGACUCGGUGUUACUUAAAGAUGGGUUGUUAUCUGGAGAACUUAUUAACUCGCAAAAUCAACACCUUUUUGUAUUUGAGCUUCACUUAUUAGAGAAUAGUAUAUCAAGACUACGCAUCAACGAAAAAUCACCAUUAAAACCGCGAUAUGAUGAAGUAAAAAACUUUGCAUUAGCACGUGAACUUCCAAACACUCUGAAUUAUACUGAGAGACCGAUCAAUACUAAAGAUCACGAUAGUCUCACGAAAACUAGCAUUUAUUUUGGCAAUAAAAAACAAAAUAUGGUGGUUGUUCACCACUCUCCUUUUCGUAUCGAAUUUUUAGUCAAUGAUUUACCGAUUGUCGCUUUUAAUGAUCGUGGAUUUUUUAAUUUUGAACAUUUGCGCAUUAAAAAACAAGCAAAAGAUAAUGGUGAUCAAACAUCAGACGAAUCUAGUUCGGAAGAUGCAGAAGAUGAAUACGGUUCUUGGGAAGAAAAUUUUAACGGCAAAAGGGAUAGUAAGCCUAAUGGUCCCGAAUCUAUUGCUCUUGACAUUUCAUUUCCUGGAUUUGGUCACGUCUAUGGUAUUCCUGAACAUGCAUCAUCUUUUUCGCUUAAAGAAACGCGAGGUGCAGAAGUAGGCUAUAGUGAUCCAUAUCGUCUAUACAAUCUUGAUGUGUUUGAAUAUGAAUUGGAUAAUCCAAUGGCACUUUAUGGAUCAAUUCCAUUUAUGAUGGCUCAUCGUAAGAGCGCUUCAGCUGCAAUACUCUGGUUGAAUUCAGCCGAAACAUGGAUUGAUAUUGUAAAAUCUAAAGAAGAUAAGCACGGAUUAUCAUCAUUGCUAUACUUUGGGAAAAAAUUACCGACUUCAACUCACACACAUUGGAUAUCAGAAUCCGGAAUAAUGGAUAUUUUUGUAUUUCUGGGUCCUACUCCCGCUGAUGUUUUCCGCCAGUAUGGGUCUGUCACUGGUUACACAGCGCUCCCUCAGUACUUUUCGAUAAGUUAUCAUCAAUGUCGAUGGAAUUAUAUAGAUCAACAAGAUAUCGAUGAAGUUGAUCUUGGCUUUGACACAAAUGAAAUUCCUGUAGAUGUGCUGUGGCUGGACAUUGAACAUACAGAUGGGAAAAAAUAUUUCACGUGGGAUCCCGCAAAAUUCCCAGAUCCGAAAAAAAUGCAGAACUCCCUUUCAGUAAAAGGUCGCAAGUUGGUGACUAUUAUAGAUCCCCAUUUAAAACGAGAUGAUGGUUAUUAUAUUUAUAAGGAAAGUAAAGAAUUGGGCAUACUUGUUAAAGAGUUGAAUGGUAAUGAUUUUGAAGGAUGGUGCUGGCCAGGAAGUUCAUCUUGGAUUGAUUACACAAAUCCAGCAGCUCGUGAAUGGUGGGGAUCACAAUUUAAAUUGGAUAAAUAUCAGGGUGCCACCGAAAAUUUAUUUGUUUGGAAUGAUAUGAAUGAGCCUUCUGUCUUUAGUGGACCAGAAAUUACAAUGCCAAAAGAUAUCAUUCACCACAAUGCUUGGGAACAUCGAAACGUGCACAAUGUUUUUGGACUACUGGUGCAUUCGGCCACAGCUCAAGGUCUUAGGAAUCGCACACCGAUAAGCAAACGUCCUUUUGUACUCUCUCGUGCAUUCUAUGUGGGCACACAACGAUAUGGUGCCAUAUGGACGGGCGAUAACAUGGCAAAAUGGAGUCAUCUCGCAGCAUCAUCACCAAUGCUGUUGUCUAUUGGAAUAUCUGGAAUAUCAUUUGCUGGAGCUGAUGUUGGUGGAUUUUUUGGGGAUCCGGAUAUUGAACUGUUAGUUCGUUGGUAUCAAACUGGCGCGUUUCAACCAUUUUUUCGUGCCCAUUCGCAUAUUGAUACCAAGAGGCGUGAGCCUUGGCUUUUUGGUGAGCCACAUACAACACGUAUACGAAAUGCAAUUCGUGAACGCUAUGCUCUCUUACCUUAUUGGUAUACUGUUUUUCAGGAGGCUAGUGAAACUGGAAUGCCUGUUAUUCGGCCAAUGUUUGUUGUAUUUCCCGAAGAUGAGGAGACAUUCGAAAUCGAAGAUCAAUAUUUCGUUGGCGAUUCUUUACUUGUGAAACCCAUUGUAACUGAAGGACAAACAUCCACGGAAAUAUACUUAUCGAAUAAUGAGAUUUAUUAUGACUAUUUCACGUUUGAUCCAGUACGUGGAUCUGGUAGAAUCAAAGUAGACGCUCCCAUUGAAAAAUUUCCCGUUUUAUUAAGAGGUGGCUCUAUAAUUCCUCGAAGGCAACGGAUACGACAGUCUUCUGCAUUGAUGCGAUUGGACCCACUAACACUUUUGGUUGGAAUCGAUCAAAAUGGUGAGGCUAAGGGGUCGUUAUAUAUGGAUGAUGGCGAAACAUAUAACUACCAAAACGGCGAUUAUAUACAUCGUAAUCUCACCUAUUCGUCUUAUAGCAAACUCAUCUCUACAUCAUUUCCUAUUAGCGGUGACAACACAAACUUUGUAAAAUCAAUAAAAGACGUUCGAGUGGAACGAGUUAUAAUAAUAGGAUUAAGUAAAAAACCAACAAAAAUACUUGCAUAUCAUAAUGAUGAAAACAACGAAGUAAACAAUAACCAAGGAUUGACAUUUACUUGGGGUCAGAAAGAUGUUCUUGGUACUGGCGUGACAUUCACAAAUACUAAUGAUCAAGUAUUGGUGAUUAAGGAUCCAAAAGUUUUAGUAUGGCGAGAUUGGACUAUUGAGAUUGUAUUUUGA